AUGAAAGCCGCCUCAAUCAUUACAAUUGCUUCUAUGGUAUGCAUAGCAGCCGCAAAAGCUGUCGGUGUCAAUUUAGUCACUGAAUCUAUCAACUUUAAAGAUGUUGACAAUAAGGGAUUGUACAGUGUCUACGAAGGUGCGGAUCUCAACUUUCUAUUUUUGGGGAAUUCCUCCGUAGGACAACAACUAAAGUUUGACGCUAACAAAACGCAGCUUUAUGACGACUCCAUAAAUUAUCCCAAGAAUUUCACUGUAUAUGAUAAUGUUGCUGCAUUAACGGUCAUCCAAACAAAUGCCAACUUUGCUGUUGUUGGAGACUAUAUCUCAAUCAAUGGCUCCACCACGGGUUUCUAUGCCUGUAAAAAUAUUAGAGAUCCGGAACAAUACAGUGUGAGAGAUUAUGCAUUGACAUUCUUUGAAGACGUCGAUGCUCCCUCUGGUUGCAAGCCAGUUAAAGUAAAAGUCAAACAAGCAUGA
Priceomyces carsonii is the source of this 477-nucleotide messenger RNA. RefSeq lists its product as uncharacterized. NCBI's taxonomy places the organism in Eukaryota, Fungi, Ascomycota, Pichiomycetes, Serinales, Debaryomycetaceae. The coding region runs from base 1 to 477 and encodes 158 amino acids. The transcript has a single exon. The record is from RefSeq and is a predicted model, not a curated record.